Rangifer tarandus platyrhynchus (Svalbard reindeer) is the source of this 621-nucleotide messenger RNA. Lineage: Eukaryota; Metazoa; Chordata; Mammalia; Artiodactyla; Cervidae. The record is from the annotation of a GenBank genome assembly.
AUGUGCCCACUCCACAGACGUACUGGGUGCGCAGAGCUGAGCUCGAGACCCUUCCACCCCCACCCCCAGCCCCCCUCCACCAAACAGCAAGUGCCGCCAUUGGAGAUGCUGCAAGAGCCCUUAGCAGGGACUCCCGAGCAGAUCAAGAAGGCCCAGGAAGGCCCUGGACAAGAGGACAGAAACGCGCCCCCCUCCGAACAGCCAGACGGGGAGAUGACUGCUUUCCCAGGGGAGCACUCUGGGGACCAAAAUAGACCCCAGCCUUCCUUCCUGCCAGCUGUGCUCAUCCAGGUCCAAGGGGGAGCAGAAGGAAAGUGGGACCGCAAGGUCCUAAGAACCAUAUUUCAGCCCUCUGCCUGCGUCCCCCCACCCCGCAUUCCCCGCAUCUCCCUCCCCGUGGCAGUGAAGGAGCGCAGCAACGAGUCGGUCCCAGCGUUAGGAUGUGUUUACAAGCUUCCGCCGCGCAGACGCCAGUCGGCCGCCUGCGUGUGGGAGGCGGGCGUCUGCGGAGAUAAACGGUCAGGGUUCUCCUCGUUUGCCGAGGACGCACUGCUACACCAGUGCUCCUGCAGUUCUCUCCACCCUCAGAACCCUCCUCGCACCCUUCUCCUCCGCGGGUGA